Messenger RNA from Eurypyga helias (sunbittern), 909 nucleotides. It is a transcript of the gene PIGM, whose product is annotated as phosphatidylinositol glycan anchor biosynthesis, class M. Gene Ontology annotation, biological process: GPI anchor biosynthetic process. Gene Ontology annotation, molecular function: alpha-1,4-mannosyltransferase activity; GPI mannosyltransferase activity. Gene Ontology annotation, cellular component: glycosylphosphatidylinositol-mannosyltransferase I complex; membrane. NCBI's taxonomy places the organism in Eukaryota, Metazoa, Chordata, Aves, Eurypygiformes, Eurypygidae. The record is from RefSeq and is a predicted model, not a curated record.
AACCCGCUGCCCGUGGCCGUCUCCAGCCGCGGCAACGCGGAGGCCCUGGUCGCGCUGCUGGUGCUCGCCACCCUCUACUUCCUGGAGGGGGGGAGCGUAGGGAAGGCUGCGGUGUGCUACGGGCUGGCGGUGCACGUGAAAAUAUACCCGCUGAGCUACGCGCUGCCCAUAGCACUCCACCUGCAGAGCGGGCCCUGCGGCCGGCGCGGGGCUGGGGGCACCGCGGGGGGCCGAAGGGCCGAGUUCACGUUUCUAGGGUACCUCUGGCAGCUGCUUGUAAAGAUGCUGAGCCGCGACGUGCUGCUCUUUGGGACGGUGGCUGGAGCUGUGCUGGCUGCCCUGACUGUUGCGUUUUACCACCUCUACCUGGGGGGGUUUUGGGGCUGGGAGUUUUUGGAGCAUGCCUACCUCUACCACCUCACCAGGAGGGAUAUCCGACACAACUUCUCUCCCUACUUCUACAUGUUGUACUUGACUGCAGAGAGCGAAUGGAGUUUUGCCCUGGGGCUCGCAGCUUUCCUGCCCCAGCUGCUUUUGCUCCUGGUUGCGUCCGUAGCGUUUUACAGAGAUCUUGCUUUCUGUUGUUUCCUCCACACUGCUAUUUUUGUGAGUUUUAACAAAGUGUGCACGUCCCAGUACUUCGUCUGGUAUCUCUGCCUUUUGCCCCUCGUAAUGCCUAGUGUUAAGAUGUCCUGGCGGCGUGGCGUGCUGCUUCUCUUCCUGUGGUUUGUUGGACAAGGCCUGUGGCUCGCUCCCGCGUACUUUCUGGAGUUCAAAGGAUGUAACACUUUUUUACUUGUAUGGUUGGCAAGCUUGCUUUUCCUUUUUAUUAAUAGCCUCAUAAUUGUUCAGAUUAUUUCACAUUACCAAAAUGAUGCGCAAGGUGCAAAAAAACUCAAACAGAAGUAA